CACGAUCCUCGAGGUCACUCAACAGCACACUGAAUCCAAUAUGAUGUUCACUCGAGACGAAAACUUCGAUCUUGCGGAAGAGGUCUUAAAGGAGCUUAAUACAGAAUUAACGAGAAACCAAAGACACAUUGGCUUCCUAAACGGUUCUCCAGGUGAUGAGAAAAUUGGUCUUGACGAGUCUUCCAGAGUCACUGUGGUUGUCGAGCCUGACUUCUGCGGUAUUGGCAAAAGAGAUGCCGAUGCGAUAGAUACGAUGGCAUGGACACAUCCAUUGGCCUGUGAUUGGGACACCCAUGAUCCCAAUGACCAGUAUCAGUCUUCUGAGCAAAGCUCACAAGGGACAGGUCUCCGACCAUAUCACCUACUAGACCAACGGCAGUUCUUUCAAGAACAAUAUCAACUGAAUGAAAAUCAAAUACAACAGACAUGUGAAAGUAGGCCAACGAUCAAAAAGGAAGCCAAGGAACCAUGUUCAUGCGCAUCAGUAAGAACGGCAACGAAUCUGCAAGCGAAAUCAACAAAUUCGACAAAACCCAUCAGGAAGGCCGGCCGAAAGCCACCAAUAGGUCCAGACGGAAAAGUCAAGUACAGCAAGCGAAGGGCGACUGAGGACAAACGCAAGCGCGUCAACCAUAGAGAGCGCGACCGAAUGCAUCAACUGAGCGAAGCCUUCGACCGUCUUCGCCAGGUGCUUCCUUCUGAUGCUCUUGACGUCCACUCUCCUAGGACCGAUGACAGGCGCCCUCAACGAUACCCUGUUCGACAAAAACGAAGUAAGGUAGACACGCUGCUCCUGGCUCAGGACUAUAUCCUUAGUCUCCAGGAAAUGUGUAAGACCUCUCCUGACCUGUUACUUAACCCACCACCUCUACUUGCAUCCCCUGGCUGUUCAUGGAAUCAUUUAGGCCUACCAUCUUGAUUGUAAUCAAUCGUUAAAUCUAAUAACAUCUCAGGAUGUUUUAACUACAGGUUUUCUCAAUCGCGAUUGAUGUGUGAUAUUAUUGUUGACAUUUUGAUACCAAUUAAAAUAAUCUUCGUGAG
Molecule: messenger RNA, 1041 nt
Organism: Lytechinus pictus (painted urchin)
Lineage: Eukaryota; Metazoa; Echinodermata; Echinoidea; Temnopleuroida; Toxopneustidae
Exons: 1
Coding region: 41-919 (292 amino acids)
Biological process (GO): sensory organ development; axon development; positive regulation of transcription by RNA polymerase II
Cellular component (GO): nucleus
Molecular function (GO): E-box binding; protein dimerization activity; DNA-binding transcription factor activity, RNA polymerase II-specific
Source: RefSeq, a predicted model, not a curated record